Messenger RNA from Sparassis crispa, 1788 nucleotides. RefSeq lists its product as hypothetical. The transcript has 6 exons. NCBI's taxonomy places the organism in Eukaryota, Fungi, Basidiomycota, Agaricomycetes, Polyporales, Sparassidaceae. The record is from RefSeq and is a predicted model, not a curated record. The coding region runs from base 1 to 1788 and encodes 595 amino acids.
AUGCCUUCUACCCGCCGCAUAGGCUAUCAACAGCAGACACGGCGCUGUAAUUGUCUCUUCUACGGCUGCUCCAAGACACCUGAGGGGUACCGAGUACAAACCAAGCCCACUGCAACUAGACACGAGAAGAAGGAUCUUGAGGUUGCGGCGCGUUCUUCCCAGUCGGUUCAGACUUCUCACCAUCCAGCUGUGACAGCCCAAGUCCCUGCUGCACACGCUCGUUCUGCACUCUCUAUCAAUGAAGCUCUUGAUGGUUCUGCUCCACACACCUCUACCGCUGCAUCUGCUGACUCGGCAGCUGAUUCUGAUGGCCAGGUUAAUCCUGCUGAUGACUCCGGCUUUUUCUCUGACUUUGAAGAUGACCAUCCGGAUGCUAAUCCACACUCAGACGGCAAUGCCCAACAGGAAGAAAAUCCUCCACCGCAACCUGGUGACAUCCAAGCUGAGGCCAGCGUGCUGGCUCCUCAUGACAAUGAACCUCCACCUGAACUGCGGGAAGUGACUGCUGAUGCCUCCGCGGAUGAUGCGGCACUUGCGGCUUUACUGGAGUCUGACCUUGCUCCUGCGUUCCGAGAGUCUAAGGCUGUCCGCUUGGCCUAUCUACAAGCCGUACUGGGGAAUGUGUUCGGCUCAUCCACUGUUGCUGCCGCUCAGGAUCAACUCAACAACAGCCUCGACAUCAUCCGGCUCUGUGGCUGUUUCCCCUUGUUACCUAAGCCAGCCACCACUCUGAUUACUGCCAAGCGACGACUCGGACUGGCCAUAGAUGAUUAUAUCGAGAGGCGCCCCAUUUGUACGGUCUGCUUCAAGUACUAUCCAGCGGAGAUGAUCAUGAAAAUGGAUUCUCCCAGCUGCAUGCAAGCUGGCUGUACUGGCAUUGUCUAUCACAUCAAGCGUCAACUUGAUGUCAAUUCUGACGACGCUGAUGAUCCUGCCAAGCGGAUUCUGGCGAAGGUACAGCCGUACUCAUCAAUUGUCAAGGCUGUCCAGCGAUUCCUGUUACGCUCUGACUUCAUCAAGAAUCUCCGGCUUCCAUCUGUGGAUGCAAACAAGGACCCACUCGCAUCACACGAACUUAUGCAUGACUUCCAUGAUGGCGAAGCUUGGGGGAUGUUGGAAUUGGGCUUGAAACGGGUUGUGCGAGAAGACGGGACCAUACAUGAAGUUGAGGUGGAACCCGGCUCUCGCGGCGUGUACUUGUCGUUCGCUGGCCUACACAGAUCUGUUCGCUUUGCCCAACCAUUCGUACAUCUCAUUACCAACAUUCCAGGGCCGAAGGAGCCGAGCUUGGAACAGCUCGACCACAUUCUUGAACCAGUAGUUGCUGAUAUGCGGCAACUAUAUAAAGGUCUCAAGAUGGCGAUGUAUGGACGUCAAAUUCCACCGCGUGUCCACGCGGGCUUUGAACUGCACGUCAGUGAUAUUCAAGCAGCAUGGAAGGUAACCGGUUCAGCAGCACAUGGGCACAAGAAGCAUACGUGCAAUAUUUGCAUGAUAGUGCACGACGAUCUCAACACAGAAGUUGGUUACGAUAUACCCAAUUUUGUGCUGAGAGACGACUGGAUCCAACUCAAGUACGCAUUUGCUGCCAAGCCGCCAAAAUCCAAGAAGGCAAUCAAGAAGAUUCUGGAUGAGGGUGGCUCACGAUACACAGUCCUUGACGAAAUGGUUGGCUUUUUCCCAAUCAAGACGUCCGCACUGGACUACAUGCAUAAUGUUUAUGGCAUUCAACAUUCAUUCUUCUCUGAUGUCAUCGUCAAAGGGUACCUGCUGAACUCAAAAUCGUAG